GACAUGAUCCCUUCUAUCUUAUUCUACAAGAAAACCACACCUCAAAAACACGCGCCGCCAUCUGCGCGUCAUAAAAAUAGUCCCAAACAAUAACCUCUGAUUUUCCACUUUUUAGUAGCCCGCGAAUAGAGUACCAAGAUGGUGGACCCCACGUCUUUCUCGCUAACUCUGAAAUGCCACCGCCAUUACUCAUCCAUCAACCACCCUCAACUCCUCACUUCAACAAUAUUCAACUGUAAUAAGAAAAAAUGAAGCCAAUCAUAUGCAGAUUAGAAAAAAAAAUAAAAAAUUAUAUACCAGUAAAAAAGCAAGUGUAUGACAUGGGUCCCAUUUUGUUCUUCUUGUAGAAACUUUGAUCUGGGUUCGUGAGCUGGAGCUGUUGCCUGGUGGGAUUUUGUUAAUUUUUUUUUUCAAGAUAGCAAGUUGGGAUAUUAUCAAGUAUGUGGAGGGACCCUGGUGCUCCUGCUGAUUCUUUCUAUCAGGUUCGCCCUGAAUGUACAGAUGUUCCCAAAACUAGAUUUAGAAUCAAGGCUGGGAAAACCUUAAGUGCAAGGAAAUGGCAUGCUGCAUUUACGUCAGAAGGUUAUCUUGACAUUGGCAAGACGCUAAGUCGAAUUUAUCGUGGGGGCAUUCAUCCAUCAAUUAGAGGUGAAGUUUGGGAAUUUUUACUGGGUUGCUAUGAUCCAAAGAGCACAUUUGAGGAACGAGAGCACAUACGACAGCGGCGGAGGGCCCAGUAUGCUGUACUGAAAGAAGAAUGCCGCAUGAUGUUUCCCAUGAUUGGAAGUGGUAGAUUCAUUACUGCACCUGUAAUUACUGAAGAUGGUGACCCUAUUCGAGAUCCUAUUACUCUCCAAGAGGCACAAGCGGCAAAAGAAUUAAGUUCAGGUGGUCAACAAAAUGGGGCUUCAGCUGGAUAUGAAAUGGUAAAGGAGCACGACAAAAGAAUAAUCCAGUGGAAACUGUCAUUACACCAGAUAGGGCUCGAUGUUGUUCGGACUGACAGGACACUUGUCUUUUAUGAGAAACAGGAGAAUCUAGCCAGGCUUUGGGAUAUUCUGUCUGUUUAUGCUUGGUUUGACAAAGAUGUUAAUUAUUGUCAAGGAAUGAGCGAUCUUUGCUCCCCCAUGAUUAUCCUUCUUGAUGAUGAAGCCGAUGCAUUUUGGUGCUUUCAACGCCUUAUGAGGAGACUGAGAGGAAAUUUCAGAUGCACCGAGAGGUCUGUUGGAGUAGAGGUGCAGCUGAGUAAUCUAGCUUCAGUAACACAAGUUAUUGAUCCUAAACUUCAUCGUCACUUAGAGACAUUAGGUGGAGGUGAUUACCUAUUUGCUAUCCGGAUGCUCAUGGUUUUGUUUCGUCGAGAAUUUUCUUUUGCUGAUUCAUUAUAUCUUUGGGAGAUGAUGUGGGCCUUGGAAUAUGAUCCGGACUUGUUUCUUAUGUAUGAAGACCCUGACUUAGCUGCUGAAAAAUCUGAAGGAUCUAAAGGAAGACCAAAAUCGACACGCCAGUGUGGGAAAUUUGAGAGAGAAAAUAUGAAAAAUGGAGGCAAAGGUGUUGAAGCUCCCCUCCCAAUUUCCGUUUUCCUAGUAGCCAGUGUCCUGAAAGACAAGAGCACAAAGUUGCUGACAGAAGCUAAAGGACUGGACGAUGUUGUUAAGAUACUGAAUGACAUCACUGGAAACCUGGAUGCCAAAAAGGCUUGCACUGGUGCAAUGAAACUUCACAAGAAAUAUCUUAAAAAGGCAGCCAAUGCCAACAGGUAGCCAAAGCCAAAGCAAGUGCUAGGAAAUUCAUAAGCCAUGGAGCUCAUGUAAAAUAACGUUUGUUAUCCUUCUCUUUGAACGUGUGACUGUACUUUCCCUGUUCUCUCCAAUGAGCUUAAUGUUGCUUCAGUAUUGCCGCAGGGUAAGAAUGCUAUCGUGAUUUUCGAUAUUUAGAUUUUUUGGCCAUUUUGAGGAAGAGUGUGACUGCUUUUGUAUACUAUGGCUUGAUUUUGUUGAGGCCAAUGUAAAUUUCCAUUGUUGUCCAGCUCCAAAUUGAUAGUCUUCUUGUAUACUAAGACGCUCUUCCGAUCCAUAGGUUGUUGUAACAUAACAUUUUCUUUUGUAGUUUAUGAUGAAAUUACAUGUAGUAUAAAAAGCUAAUUACCUCA
Molecule: messenger RNA, 2152 nt
Organism: Nicotiana attenuata
Lineage: Eukaryota; Viridiplantae; Streptophyta; Magnoliopsida; Solanales; Solanaceae
Product: TBC1 domain family member 15-like
Exons: 12
Coding region: 441-1763 (440 amino acids)
Biological process (GO): activation of GTPase activity
Molecular function (GO): GTPase activator activity
Source: RefSeq, a predicted model, not a curated record